CAGCGAGAGAAUGGUCAUCCAGGAGCGGUUACCUCGCGCUAGGAGAAUAUAGUGAAAUAUACCAAAUACAACAAUCUUUAGCUGAGAGGAGUGAAACCAACAGAUAGCUUGUGAAGCAGUGGUACUGCUGAACGCCAGAUGCACGUAAACGUUGAUGAACGAGUGCUUAAUCUUGGAAGACGAAUGCUGUCAUGAAUAAGACCAUACAGCAUAACAGCCGGGAGCAGUGCCACCAUGAGUGUCAUCAUCAGGCUGCAGAACCUCCCGUGGUCAGCCAAUGCCCUUGACAUUCGGGAGUUCUUCAAGGGCCUGUCCAUCCCUGAGGGUGGUGUCCAUAUUGUCGGUGGAGAGCUGGGUGAUGCUUUCAUUGCGUUUAGCACGGAUGAGGAUGCAAGGCUGGCCAUGCAGAAAACAGGAUCCAGCUUGAAGGGGAUUCAGGUCACUUUACUAUUGUCAUCACGAUCAGAGAUGCAGAAAGUAAUUGAAGCAGCCCGCCAGCAGGCAAUGGCACUCCAGGGCUACAUGGCCCCCACGGUGAUUCCUACACAGCCCCAGCAGCCUCCUGUACCCCCAGUCCCUCAGUUACAGCAGCCCCCACCAUCCACCAUGCAACACCAGCAGCUUCCUCCACAUGUACCAUACCAAGCCCAUCCACACGCUGUUGUUCUUGAAGCUCAGCAACAGAUGCAGCCUCGUAUGGUAGCACAUAUCAGCUCUCCACCAAACCAACCAAACAUGCAACAGCCCCCAUCUAUACCGAUGCCUCCUUCAGUACAUCCCUCCCAAACACCUCACAGUUCAGGCCAAGCUGCAUCUCAUGGUCCUCCUAAUUCUAGUUCUACUAAUGAUUUGCAGACUGUUACUCAUUUAAGUUCUUCAACUAGUAACUCUGAAAAAAAGGAAGAAAAGAAGUCAUCAGCAACCUCCACUUCCUCCUCAUCAAAGAGAGAUAACAAAGGACGUGACAGUAGGAGGCGUAGGUCUAAGACACGCAGCAGAUCUCGCUCCAGGUCCCGUGAUAGAGAUCGUCGUCGACGUCACAGAACCAGAUCAAGGUCUCGUAGUCGUGAUCGCAGCAGUCGUAGUCGCAGGCGCACCAGGAGUCGGGAACGUGACCGUGGAAGGGAUAGGAAUCGUGACCGUGACCGUGACCGUGACCGGGAUAAGGAUCGUAGUAACCAUGCUGGUCGUGAACGUAAUGACCGUAUCAGCCAAGAAAAUAAUGAAACGGUAACAGUUACCCUUGACCCUCCUGCUAAGGAGAGUGCCAGUGGUGCUGAAGGAAUUCCAGGUCUUGGUGACAUUCCAAGUGCCAGCAUGAGGGGACCUCUACCAAGUCUUUCAGAGCCUAUCAAAAACUCUCCAAUUCAAACCCCAUCACCUGGCCCAAAUCAAGCAUACAGCUCGGCACAGCCAUAUAAUUCUGGGUCGUCAUACCACACGGCACCACCAUUCACAUCUGGACCACCCUUAAAUUUUGGAAACAUGAGUGUCCCUCCUCCAGCUAUACCUAUGGUACGUACAUUUAAUGAGCCUAUGGAAACAGAACCUGGAGAUGAUCAUCCAAUCAUUUUGGAAGGACCUGGAGAAUUUAUGGACAAUCAGAUGUCUGGGAAACCCAACAACCAGAGGAAUGAACAUAGUGGUCAGGUCAGAGGUCCGGGCGAUGGACCACAGAGGACUGAAAAUAAAGGUCUGUUAGGUGAUGGCCCUUCUGAAGCAGGAUUUGGUAACUUUUUUGGUAGAGGAAUGCCCAUGAGAAACAAUGAGGGCCUUGCAUUUGGUCACCCAAGGAGUCGCCCACUUCUUAAAGAACCAGGUAGUAAUGAAUUUAAUGAUCAGUUUGAUCCAAGACUCCGAAACGAGUCUUCCCAAAUGGGUUGGGAAUCAAAAGAUGGGAAAGAACCAGUGAGCAGUAGCAAACAAAGAGAGUUCAAAGAAGACAGGGACCCCAGAGAUAAAAGCUUCAGAAAUGAAAUAGACAUGAGAGAGGGAAGGAGUAGCCGAGAUGAUCGACAGUCAAAAGAUGGCAAAGACACCCAUGAAGACAGAGAUUCUCGUGAUGACCCAGAUCGAUCUGGCUGGGAAUCUCGAGGUAAACGAGAUUCUCACAGUGAACGUGGAACUCGCUGGGAGGCUGCAGAUCGUCGUGAGGAUGGGGAUGAAUCUUCCAGUUGGAGUAGUCGCAGUAGAAGGGAAGGCUGGAAAGGCCGUGAUGAAGGAAGCUGGAGUAGAAGCAGUGGAGAUAAACGAGAAAGCUGGAGUGACAAAGAUAGUUGGAAACAUGAUUCUCAUAGCUGGGAAGAGGAUUCAUAUUACCACAGGGAUCAAGACAGGCAUGGUGAUGAUCAUGACAGGUAUGGUGAUGGGUACAGUUACAGAGGUUAUCGAAGUAGAGGAGGACGUGGCAUGGACAGAGGCCGUAUCAGCCGAGGUGGACGUGGCUACAACCCUCGCUUUAGUGGAUACCAUGAAGGAUACAAAGAUGAAAACCACGAGGACGGCUAUGGCUAUCGUGGAGGAUACAGGGGACGUGGGAGUUAUCGUGGUAGAGGUGGUUCCUAUAAUUACAGAGAAGGCAGUUCAGAAUGGGGAGAGGACAGUACAUGCAGUGUAGAAAUUCGUAAUAUACCUCCUGGCACAUCUUAUCGUGCUAUAAGAGAACUUUUCCGUGGCAUUUAUGUUCCUAAGACCAGCAUCAAGCUUCUAGCUGAUGAUCAUGGAAAUCGGAUAGAUAUUGCACUCUUGCAGUUUUCCUCACCCCGGGAUGCACACAAGGCAAUCAGGUGCUCUGGUAAUUACAUAUUUGAUAAUAAAGUUGAGGUAACUCUUAUUAGUGAAGCCAAAUAUGAAGCUGCAGUGGAUGUUAACAAAAUGGGUAUGAUGAAGGGGUAUCCUGGUAGUAGAGCUCCAGUCCUAGCUGAAGAAAUUCCAUGGCCAGAUAGCACGUGUGUGUGUGUGUCAGGCCUCCCAUUAGAAUGUGCAGAACAUGAUGUUGCUCAGAUGUUUAGUCAGUUUAAGAUUCAAGAUAUUGUCUUGGAGAGAGAAAAGGGAACUCGACAGCCAUCUGGGCGAUGCUUUGUGCGGCUGAACUCCCCUGAAGAGGUGCAUCAAUCUUUGGUAAAUCUCCUCAAUGCUUCUAUUGAUGGUAACCCCCUUACUGUAGAAGUCUGUCCACCUGAUGCUAUCACACAUGCUGCCAGGGAUAGAGACUUGAUGCAAAGCUCCCAACAGUCAGGGAAGUCCCAACAAAACCCAGCAUCAACCCAGAAGGGUAAUUCCACUCAACAGGAAAAAAAGACAGAAGAAAAGAAAAGUGAAAAUCAAAAUGGUGAAGAACCCCCAGCUAAGCACCUUCCAGUUGGUGCUGAUUUACUUACUGACUCUGUAGUGAUGAAAGGGGUACCAAAAGAUGCAACAGAAGCAAAUAUUCGAGAUUUCUUUAGUGAUGAGGGGCUUGUGCCAGAACGUGUACACUUCUGUGAUGCAAACUCUAAAGGGUUACAUGAAGUAUAUAUUAUGUUUCCUUUGAUUGAAGAUGCUAGGCGUGCUGUUGGAAAAAGCCAACAGCAACUCUGUAAAGUUAAGGUCGAAAUAGACAUGGUAGCAAAACCUGUUGUCAUGAGUGCUAUGGGUCUUCCAUUUGAUCCUCUUGAACUUAUAAGAAAAGGACAAAAAACUGGUACAACUGCAGUCCCUGGAAAAUCGGAGAAGAAUGCAGAACAUGCAAGUGAUGAUAAGAAGCCUUCUACACAGACGAAAGCAACAAGUGCCUCAACAUCAAAAGAAAAACAGGAACAUGGUAACCAAAAUCAAGCAUCACAAUCAUCAGUUGACCAGCAACCUGGGGAUCCAGGACAAGAACAUUCUCAUAACAUAGAGCAGCAAAAUUCAAAUUCCUUCUCUAGUUCAGGAGUAACGGUUCAAGGUCUUUAUAGAGGAGGUGGCAUGGCUGGAUAUGUACCUGGUGGAUCACGAGGAUUCAGACCCAGAGGAGAUAUGCGAGGAAUGAAUAGGAUGCCCGUUGGAAUGUCAGGACCUCGGGGACCAAGUGAUGGAUCCUUUACGAGAAUGCGGGGCUCUGUACCAUUGUUGAGGGAUCCUGUCGAGAAACCUGCUGGUGAAGAGACUAUGGGCACUGCCAUUCCACCAGAAAAUUUUGGUAAACCGGGGUGUGUUGUUGCACUAGGCAAUGUGCCAUAUCGUGCUACCACUGACGAUAUCCUUGAAUUUUUCCACGAGUUCCCAGGAUUACGUCCUGAGAAUAUUAUCAGACGAUACAAUGAAUUUAACCAGCCCACUGCUGAUGCUCGUGUAGCGUUUCCCAGCGCACAGGAAGCACAACGAGCAGUACAGACUCUCAACAGAAAAUUCAUGACCCACAGACAAGUGUUCCUUUCCCUUGUGUCAGAAUAAAACAUACUGUUUUCAUUUUGUAAUAAAACAUAUUAAAACAAAUAUUGUAUAUUUCUGGGAAUUUUAUGUAUUUUUCCAGUUAUUUUCUAUGCAGUUUUUUUUUCACAAUUGGAUUGCAAUGCACUUCUCAGUACCUGUGGAUUUUUUUGUAAACAGCUUAAUUGUAGGAUAAAGUAAGCUAACAUUACAAAAAUACAUGUGUAAAUAUAAGUUUAAGGUCAUCCUGUAUUGUUCAGGAAUUGUAACUUAGCGACAUGGAUAAAGUAUUACAAAAUUGUUUGUACAUAUUUGAAGUAAACUACUUUCUUAAAAUA
Messenger RNA from Homarus americanus (American lobster), 4730 nucleotides. RefSeq lists its product as uncharacterized. Gene Ontology annotation, cellular component: ribonucleoprotein complex. NCBI's taxonomy places the organism in Eukaryota, Metazoa, Arthropoda, Malacostraca, Decapoda, Nephropidae. The record is from RefSeq and is a predicted model, not a curated record. The transcript has 4 exons. Gene Ontology annotation, molecular function: RNA binding. The coding region runs from base 235 to 4416 and encodes 1393 amino acids.